This is a messenger RNA of Gymnodraco acuticeps, 7533 nucleotides long. RefSeq names its product adherens junctions associated protein 1 (gene ajap1). Bases 755 to 1942 code for a protein of 395 amino acids. Gene Ontology annotation, cellular component: cell-cell contact zone; adherens junction; plasma membrane. The transcript has 6 exons. NCBI's taxonomy places the organism in Eukaryota, Metazoa, Chordata, Actinopteri, Perciformes, Bathydraconidae. The record is from RefSeq and is a predicted model, not a curated record. Gene Ontology annotation, molecular function: beta-catenin binding.
GAGGAGCAGCAGGAGACGGAGCAGCCUCCUCUCCUCUCCCUUGACAAACUGUCAUCCCCCCUCUCUCGAACUCCUCGGAAACAACUCUCAACCUCCAGGAUUCUUCUUCGGCGUUUAUCCUCGUCCUUUUUUCAGUUGCACCUAAUUCUUCUUUUUCAUUAUUUUUUUUAACUUUGUCUUACCCCUCUGCACGCUGAACACCCCCCCCCUCCAUUGAUGUGAAUAGAUAAUGAGGACCCCCUACCAGCGGUGACUUGUCGUCUCCUUCAAAAAGCGAGCAUCCUCAUCUUCCGCCCCCUAAUUUUUUGGAUGUUUUCAACAAUGUAGGAGAAGCUGUCAUUUCAGCAACGAGGAUGCCAACUACAUGCCUUGUUUUUCCUCUCCACACCUUACAUCUUUACAUCCAACUAGGGGAUAUGAAAGAUUUUCGUGAAGGCAAAGUUUGAGGGUACCUCUGUCGGUUUCCCGCUCACCUGACCGCGUGAACCCCUCGCUGUCUAUCGCCAACAGAACAAUUGACGAGCAACUUAAAAUACUUAUUGUUCUGCCGAUGUGAGUGGGAUUUGGCAGCGUUAUUGGAGGAAUUUCAUGUGCGCAACGUUGAAGGAUAUGGCUUAAAAUAAUGGUUGCGUUACUGACAGCCGGAGUACGGUCCGUCACUUGAGUGUUUUAUCAGCUAUUGUCGACUUUGGAGGAAACCCAUCUAAAUGGGAGGAUACCUGGAAGACUGAGUCGGAUUCGGCAAUCGAGAAAAAUGUGGAUAAAACGGAGUCUUGGGCGCAGUCCGUCUGCUUUUAGGCCAGGCAGCUGUGUUGGGCACCGGGUGUGGAUCCUGCUGGCCAUGACCCACCUCACCCUGGACUUCUCUGUGUGCAGCCCCCUCAAUCAGGGUACGGGGGUCAAACUCACGCCUAAAUCGGUGCCUCGCUCUCGACCUCGCUGGCAGCCGCUCUGGGACACGCCCAACAAGCUCCACUGGAGAACAGUGAGCCCGUUGGCCCGCCGCCUCCUCAACCCUAUCCCUCCGCCUCAAGACAACAGGGCAGGGAUAGGGCCAAAAGUCAAGAGUCAAAAGCAUAGGAAGCCAGCACAUAAAGGACAAGCUGGAUGUAAGGAGUGCCGGUUGAGAAACUCUCACAUGGAGAGUGGUGAUCCUUUGGCUGUAAUAGCGGAAGCUCCAGCAGCUUUAUCCAGCGGCAGUAGAGGAGACGCAGUGAGGUUGUUACUUCGAGCCAGGAGGCAGCUCAAAUGGGACAAUGAUAAGUCUCAGGAGGGCCGGACUACCACAGUGGCCGGAUUUAUCGACUGGGGACCCACGGGGACAGAUAGCAUAGAUGACGUCGGUAAACCCAACGUAACGCUGUCCACCAAGGUCUCAACCUCCACAGUGGCCACGACCACUAGCAGUACAACCAGUCUCACUCAAAGGACGUUCACUGUGGUGACCACACCAGAGGCCAAUAGGAUAAGCACCACCAAGGCCACAGGAGGCUUCGUGGAGACGGUCAAACCUUCAAAGCCAAAUGGGGACACAUCAGGUUUGGCAGUUCACCAGAUAAUCACAAUCACUGUGUCUCUCAUUAUGGUUAUCGCAGCCUUGAUCACAACACUCGUCCUUAAAAACUGCUGUGCGCAGUCGGGAAAUGGCCGCCACAAUAGCCAUCAGCGCAAGAUCCACCAGCAGGAAGAGAGCUGCCAAAACCUGACAGACUUCACCCCGGCCCGGGUGCCAAGCAAGGUGGACAUAUUCACUGCCUACAAUGACAGUCUGCAGUGCUCACAUGAGUGCGUCCGGACUGCCGUGCCAAUCUACACUGAUGAGAUGAUCCAGCAGACGCCUGUCUACAAGACUGCUUACAAUGGAAACAGGCCCUCCCCCACUGAAAGACAACUAAUUCCUGUGGCCUUCGUGUCAGAGAAAUGGUUUGAGAUCUCUUGUUGACAAGCUGAAGGCCUUCUUCACUUCCUGUGGGUGGAAGACACUUCCUGAAUUCACGCUCUGGAUCCAGUUGGAAACACACAAAACAGCUUCUUUUGUAAAAUAGUGCGAACACUCUUUGGACACUGGUGAAGAUAUUUAUUUUUCUAGAGAUGACAAGCAGAGCAGCAACAACGCUGCCACUCAAUAUUUCCAGGAACGUACAGUCAUUUAGAUAUAGAUUAUAUAUAGGUAUAUUUACAGGAUGUGUGGGACUUUUGGACGUCACAGAUGUCUCAAGGAAAACAUUUGACAUUUGAAAAAAAAACAAGGAGCUUCUGUGGGUGGAAGGUGAACUGUAAUUCUGAACAAUGUGCCAAUAAUGCCACUAUGUGCCACAACCUGGAUAGAAGGAAGUUUCAACAACUGAUGGACUAAACAAAGAGCGCUAUAUUAACCCUGUAUCGACUCCAACUACUUUUGUUUGUGUUUUGUUUUUUAAAGAAAUGUGAAAGAUUAAAAAACGCUACAAAUGUAUUUGAAUAUGUUUUGAAAUAGUUUUAAGAUAUGUGUUGAAAAAGAGUCUAAAAAGAUAUUUAUAUGAAGCACUAUUCUAUUAGUUUGGGAAGAGAGGGGGGGGGGGGGGAAAGAAACGGUAUAUGCUUUAGCGAACAGUUAAUUUUAAAACAUGGUUUAUAUAGGUCCCAUUUUAAAAACAGAAUAGUUAUGUCUAUUUUUUUACACAGUAGAUUCUAACGGUGACGGUCCCUAGCACCUGGGAUUCAGCGCUGUUAAUUAAAUACCCGAACAGAGAUUAGAAGAAAGAAAAAGCAUAUGAAUACACCUCAUGCAAUCCAACCCAACACCCGCUCCAAUCGCUUAUUAUGUAAGAUUUUUACCUGAUUUGGCUUAAUGGAAAAACAGACAAAAGGGUUCUGUAGUAAAGGAACAAAUCCCAUAGCAGCAAAUUCAUGAAUAGCUAAAGUAAGUACAGCCACAACAGACUGCAUAGAGCUGGGCAGGACAUUCAUACUGCCUCAGGUCUGUCUAGCUCUCUUGCAUACUUUAUGUUGGUCUCAGUUUCAGCAGCUGUUCGGAUACAUUCUAAUGAACCGUUAUGAUUUAAAAGGGUGGAAGAGAUUAAAUUCAAGCCUGUAAAUUCAUGUGAUAAUUUGCAUUAAAGGGACAGAGAUUGAAAAAUUAAUCUUUCCACAGAGACUAAAUGAUUAUUCCCACGCAACCACCAAGAUUAACUUUUGAUACAUUAUUUUAUGAAGCCUAAAAAAGUCUGUAUUAAAGUCAGAAAGUCAAGAUGAACAUGAACCAAUUUGUAGUUGAUGGAACAUAAAAUGAUCCUCCAGUUUUCAAAUGAGAGUGUCGAUCAGGAUCAAAUGAUCUACGACGUCGAUUUUAAACCCUAGCAAGGGAGGAAUUCCCUCGCCCAAAUGUGAGGUAGGGGUCAGUUACAUUUCUCCAAUCAGCACUUGAGGACAAUAUUUCUAGCAAAUCAGAAUUUGCUAUUACAGCCAAGAAGUCGUGGGUUGUGCACACACAAUACGAAUAAGUAGUACAUUUUGUCCUCUCAAUCCCAAAACACUCUGUCAGUGUAUUACUGAAGUAAGGGGAUUAUGACAAGCCAAUCAGCUGCCGCCAAAUUGCUUUAAACUAUUUCCUAUGUCAAGGUUAGGGGAACCCUUGGUCAGGAAAGACAGUAAAUCGCUCUUGAGAGCUUUCCACCCCCAAUAAUUGUAUUAUCAACCUCCAGCUCUGACAGACCGAUUACCUUUGUGCUCCAAAAGCUCUUGAGGAAACCACCUUUGAAUCUACCUUUCAUUGUGCUGUGGGUUUGUACAAAGCACAAAUACAAUUCUGAAAUUGUAAACGUUUCUUGGCUGCAGACAGCAAUAUGUACUGAUUAAAGCGGUGGGUUUUAUUUCAGCGACGACAGCGGAUCUCCCGUAAUAUACGCUUCGGUUGUUUCAAGGCUCACCUCCUUAAAGAAUUCAAGGUUUUCCCGGAAGGAUCAGUAUCUGUAAAUGUGAGCCAUUCAGGAUGUGCCAUCACGGCCUGGGAUAAACACUGUGGUGCAAAACUCACGAUUUUUGCCCAUUCACAACAUGAUAACCACUCUCAUGAAUGACCCAUACCAAGUCAGCCUCACAUGUGUGUGUGUGUCAGGCUGCGGAGUUGCUUCUUUGACAUAACAUAUAUUUUUUUGAAUGAAGAGUGCUAUCUUACUAGUCAGAGGGUUACGAAAACUUACUGUAUAUUAUACACGUGUAAAUGUAUUUUCUAUAUAUUUGCUUCUAUUUGUGUACAGGUGUGUUCUAUUUUUCAGGACCUCUCCCGUUUCUGGGAAGGUUUUCAGCUAGGUCGGGGAUAGUGUCUUUGUUUACAUGUGUAACUACAGUAUUUCUUUUAAAAACACAAAACUAACAUUGUGCCAAGCUUCCUACCUGCACUUUCAAGCAGUACUUGUAUUAUAUCUUUAGCUAACCAGUAUAAUACUUCAGUAGACGCUGCAAUAGUUCAGAGGCUGGGGAGUGAUUUCCAGGAGGAAUGUCUGAAAGUACUGAAGGAUUCGAAGAGGUGUGAUCAUAUCUUGGGUUCUGCUGCAUUCAUGGUUGGCUGGGAAACCAAUGACUUUCUGUUCUUAUCAUUUCUACAUGGAUUCUAAUAUUGAGUGUUUCAUCACAUAAAUACAAAAAAAAAACAGUGUUAAUCCAACAGUAGCUGCCAAGAAACCGACUAAACUUGAUGUUACGUUCAUUUGUCAUAUUUUAUAUUUGUAUAUACAUAUUGAUACAAUUGCCCCAUUAAAUGUAGGAUUUGCCACAUACUUGUCGUGACUGCAAAAACUAUAUAGCAUUUUUGAGUUCAUGAAAUGAUCAGGGAAAGAUGUUUAACGAAAGAAUUGUGGGGGAAAAAAAUGACCUUGUUAAAAAUGCAUACAUGAGUUACGCACAAUUUUCGUAUUUCAACAUUUUAAAGUAUAGGCCUAAUUUGGGUUUAUUUCGACUUGGGUCUUACUGUCAGCCUUGACAUACACUGGCCUUGUCAGUCAACCCUCUGGUGCCAAUGGAAACAUGUAUUUGAUAGACUGCAAUGUUAGCAUCAAUUAGCUCAAAACACUGUGUGCUCACAGAUCUGCUAGUAUAGCUGUCCAUUCUCAGGAAUAGUAGCCAAAGAAACACCAGUCCAACAGUUAUGGUAACUAGGAACACGUCAUCUUUGCUAAAAUGAAGUCCAAAGGGAUAAAGAUGCGUUAAACUGUAUGCGUACCAAGUCGAGCUGAGACUGGCGCCAGGACACCAAACUGCAGUCAAACGAAUGGUCACUUUCAGACAAUUUCAAAAGACCCCUAUUUGUUUUACCUGACUUUGGAGCAGAUAUUAAAAUCUGGUGCAAAACAUGGUUUUGGUCUUUAUAGCAAACUUCCCUACUCAUGACAACAUCAAUUUACCUACUGUAAUGGUGACCCGAAAGGAAGUAAGAGAACAAGACCCAAGUUUUUAUAGACACAAAUUAUGCUUUAAUUAAGCUUACAAAAUGAAGAUUGCGAUCUCUUUCAUCAAAAAUGGUACUUGUGAUUACCAAGUUUGUGUCAAUUUGUUCAAUCAAUGUGACAUUGAAAAUGGUCGAAAUGUUAUACCAAGUCGAUGAUGAUUGUGUGAGACUGCUCUCUCAUUCUUACCACUUACUAAAUCUGAUUCAACUGAGAACAUUUUGACGUUCAUUCCUGUGUGUCAUACUGUGUGGUAAAACAUUAGCAGGUUUUACUUCAGUAAGCCUUGAAAAGCAUGUUUGCAUUGGUAGCAACACUCAUGAAAACCACAGGGAGCUGCCGGCUAAAAACAAUUCACUUUGCAUUCCUGAAGAGCUUCUGGACAAGGAAAGAUAGAACUUAAAGCUAUGAAACACAUUUUAAAACAGGCUAUCAGUAGACAUAGGCAUACAUCCCCCUUCCUGCUGUUUACCUCUGUCUGAAAUCAAACUGAUACGUAAGGAAAUGCCUUACUGCUUUCUUGCCUUUUCAGUUUAUAUUCCAGGAUAGCCGAUGAUAGCGAUUUAUUAUAGCUAAGAGGGAGGAAAAUGAUUCCACUCGGCUGCUCAGAUUUGAUUCAGGAAACAGAGCAGUGCAGGCAAAAGACAGGGGGAAGGGUGCUUGUAAAAAAAAAAAGAGUCUUAAACAGACACCAAAGACUAGACAUGCCUUUUUCACAACGAAUGAAUAUUUUGCAACUCCCGUUUCUGUCUCUUCAGCAGCCCGUGAAACUUAUGCUCCCAUCAUCACAAACAAGCUAUCAAUCAGCCAGGGUUUUCCUGUCAAGAUGAAGGAUGUGCCGCGCACUCAUUUGCAAGGACUGUGAUUCCUGUUUGCAUGUCAGAGAUACAGAGAGGAACCUAUUGACAUAUGGUUCUGAAUUAGAUAUUGGCUGAACAUCUCCAAGGCCGAGGUUUUGUUUAUUUUCCAUAUCAUUGGAAGCGUUCGCAAGAGGAGAGUAAUCAAUGUAUGGAUUACUCAGUUUGCCCUGGGGUGUCUCAUUAUGGUACACACAUGUCUGCAUUAAUGUUAAAUGUUGGUGAAUUUCAUUUCAAACAGAAGUCGAUAGGUUGCUCAAACAGCAGGGAGAAAGAUAAAUACAUGUCUGACAACGAAAAAAGGAAAAAGUGUAUCUUUACAGUCCUAGAAGCGUAUACUACUAAAUCCACUCCGCUUCUCCUUAUUGUGUCAGAAAAAUCACAUACUGUGCGCUUACUGUAAAGCGGAGGGCUCCGACUCUCCUUUGGGCCAUGUUGUUACUUUUCUAUUCAAUAAAAGCUAAGGCGCUGUCAGUGCAUAUCAAUCAAUAAAACAAUUCUCACUUUGGUUGCAACAUCUCAAUUUUCCCAUAAUCCCCCUGUUCAAUGGAGUCUAGCUGUGUGACCCAAAUCUGACACAUUUGACAUUGUACAAUGUCUUCAGAACAGAGAGUUAGCCUGGAAUGAGUGACACGGCAAGGAAAUAUAGAUGCAUUGCUCCAUGAGAGUUGAUAAAAAAAAAAAAAACACUCAUACAAACAGUUUAAAUGUUCAGGGCUGAGGAAGUUGUACAGGUUUUUUGUUUCCUUUUUUAGGGAAUGGGGGAGGUCUUUUGACAUGUGGGCACACAAGUGGUCUGUUCAUCGAAGCCGACUUACAAUCACAAUCCAUCCCCACCAUGAAGAAGCUGACUCGAGUUGUGUUGUCGCCAUAAAAAUGAAGAGUUUGUACUUUGUGACUCUUACAUUUUUUAUAUUUGUGUUUAAUAUAUCAAUGAGUACCUCUGUUAACUUUUGUAUAAGACCUAUAGUAUAUACACACACAGGCACACACAACACACCUCCACAAAAGGGACUCCAGUCUGUCUCUGUGACGGCUAAAUGUUGUGUACAUUUUAUUUCGUGUCCUAUGAACCACAUCUCUUCCUUUUGUAGUUAUUGGUAAACGUUUCGAUUUCCAGGUGACUUUGAUUUGGUUACUCUUGUACUACUAAGCUCUGUAUUUGCAAGCACUGUAAAUGCGAUUCUCAUUGGAUUCGUCCUCUGUACAUUUAGUACUCUGAUGUUGCUAUUAAUAAAAUGUAAAACAACACA